This is a messenger RNA of Aureobasidium subglaciale EXF-2481, 2748 nucleotides long. RefSeq lists its product as uncharacterized. The transcript is spliced from 2 exons. NCBI's taxonomy places the organism in Eukaryota, Fungi, Ascomycota, Dothideomycetes, Dothideales, Saccotheciaceae. The record is from RefSeq and is a predicted model, not a curated record. Bases 1 to 2748 code for a protein of 915 amino acids.
AUGGCCGACGGAGCCGCCAUCGAGACCCCCUUUACCCUCGCUUCCCUACCGAAGCCCUUUGAUCCCACCGUCGGCAGCACCUACGCCGCUCCGGUCUUUGGACUUCGCGCUCAAAAAUGGAGAAAGAGACCUGAGAUUGUCGCAAGUGUCGACGGAGACAGCAUCACCAUCUACAAUGUGCGUAAUCCGCGCUUAGUCACAUCGUACGCUCUUCCUCCCCAGAGCCGCCUUCUCUGCGCGCCAUGCUCCAUCUAUCGCAAAAUCACUGGCCGUAAAGCCGCCCAGAGAGCCACUUACGCCGUUCUCGCCAAUGCCACUGGAAAGAAGACCGAGCUCAUCUGCUUCACUGAGGAUACCAUUGCCGACUCGACUGAUCUCUCGGCCGACCAGCAGGUCAAGACGAGCUACCAACUUCCCACAUCGACCAGUCCAGUCUUCGCCAUCCACGCUCUCGCCUCGCACUCGGACAACGAUGCUCUGGGUCUCGCUCUGGAUGUUGCUGUCACCUACGCCGACGGAAGUGUCGAGUGUAUCGCUGGCGACCUCCAGCAGAAGAGGUGGGAUGCAGAUGCUGCUCGCGCCAUUGCCGUCGUCGACUCCGAUGCUGCGCCUUCAGCCGUCAAGGUCGAGUACGCCACUAUCACCGAUGUGACCUCAGCAAAGAAGGGACUGCUCAAGAACAGAGAGGACGCUCUCGCUCUGAUCGGAGGUGCUGUCAGCCUGGACCCAUCUGUCGAACUCAACACGCCUCUUCUCGCUCUGGUCACUGUCGAUGAGGAAGAGCUCCGCCGCUUCAACUUAUUCUCUCUGCCCUCUAGGUCAAAGGACAUCAUCACUAGCGCUCACCAAGGUCUUCGUCACCUUUUCAGCUACGAGCUGCCUACAUCGUCUUCUUCCGACAAAGCAACUUUCUCCCUGCAGUCAUCCGCUGGCAAGCUGCAUCAACUGCUCUGUGGCGUCAUUACUACCUAUGACUUGUCUGGCACCGUUCCCCGUAUACUUUCCGUUCUCACUCCUCACACCCAGGCUCAUCAAAGCUUUGUUCGUAUCUCGGCUGCCCUGGUCCUUGCUGCAGAGUCCACCUCGUGCGCCAUUUACGAUACUAAAUACAGCUCUCUCCAGGCCGCUCUUUCUCUUGAGUCCGACCCUCUCGAGUCCGCUGGUGACAAGAGGAAGAGGACCGAUGGCGCUACCGAGGGCUCUCUCAACUUCGUCACUUUCUUCUCUGACCUUGGCCUUGCUGUUGCUCUCUCCGGAAAUGCUCUCGUUGGCCUGCAAAUUAAUCUUUCAGCGACUGCUUACAAGAAGUCUAAAGCCAACACCAGUCUCCUCAUCAACUCACUUGGCAAGGGAUCCAAGAAAGCCCUCGUUGCCCCGCCUAACUCUGAAGCAUCUGCGCAAGAUUGGGAGAGCUGGAAACAAACGGUUGAUUCGCUUAUCGACUCAGACGUAGCAGCACUCGAGCGUUUCCUUGCCGCUGAGCUCGAAUUGUCCUCGGCACCUAAGCAUUACAAAUCGACCACUCAAGAACCUGAGGAGCUUGACGAAGACAACAGGAUGUGGCCUGUCAGAGACGCCAGAUUCCUUGUUCAAAAGACCGAGAGGCGCAAAGCAGUCUACAUCCUCAGCAAGAUGUUCACCUGGAUUGUAGUUCCCGACAAAGGCCAGAGCUCCAUUUCCAUGAACUUUUUCACGGCCAAUAUCUUCAGAUGGCUCGCCGUGACCGGCUACAUGUCUGCCACGGCUGUCGAGCGAGCUUUACGCGAGACUGGCGCCAUUCAAUCAACAGCCUCGAGAGUCCGCCCAGGUGAUAUCAUGAAAGCAGUCAACGAGCUUGACCCGGAGAUGCAUGUCAUGCACGAAUGGCUAAGCUGGCCUGUGUACUUGGAGAUUGAAGAGGUCAUUGUAGCUCUUGCCUCUCUUGUGGACUCUCUCGAGGACCCAAGCCCUACUGCUGUCACCAAGCUCAUCACUAGCAAGAGCGAAGAGUCUAGCGUCGAAUUGGAGACUACCAUCCAGGCUGAGACUGAUGCUGCUGAAGCCGAUCUUGAGUUUGCUCUUUCAGCUCUUGACAGCGGUCUCAGUGUUCGCAGCGCUUCUCUCCGUACUGUUUUCACUCGCCUGCAUUCCUUCCCCUCGCGUAGCAUUGUUGAAAGGCUACGAACUCACCUUGCACCUCGCGAAGUUGUCUUCUUCAUCCAAAUCCUCCGUAUCGAGCUUGCAGAUGGAGGUUGGACGUCCAAGUACACCGAUAGCGAUCUCGCCCACAGACCUGAGGAAGCAGGAUCACCUAGCGACCACUCAAUCGCCAUCAUCAGUAACCUACUAAACUGCGCCAUUGAUGCUAUUGGAACAUCUGGCUGGCUCGUAGGCCUCAGCGGAGAUCCUGAUCUCCAGACUGACAAUAUGCUGGAGACUCUUGUCGUCGAGACUAGUGCCGCUCUUGAGACCUGUAUCGAAGCAUGCAGCUUCGGUGUCUUCUUGAACGACUUUGAGCGAUUCAGCAACACGAUCCACGCCUCGCAGAAAUCGAUGGCGAUCAAGAAGGUUGACCCCAUCAAGACUCCUGGUUUCGAAGAGACACCUCUCGCCGUGGAUCCUGUUCUUCCUCUUGGCUACAAGGCUCAAGGACCUGCCAAUAAGAUGCGUAUGACUAGCACAGGUCAAGUCGAGAAGAGCAGAGGUCUUCGUGGUAAGGAGCUGUCCAUGCGUGUUGGCAAAUAUUCGUUGGACAGAAUCGUCGUCUAA